AUGGCACAACAGUUACUAAAAGUGACAACUUUCGAAGAAGCAUGGAAAUGCUGCGCUCGUCUCUACUGUAUGGAAUCUUUUCUGUACAAGAAACUGAAUGAAUGUAUGCGAUUGGUGGGAGAAGAGAAGCAUGAAGCUGUUUGGAAAAGUAAAGUGCCCACAUUUGGCCCGCUUGCUUUCCUGCUACGUUCACCAAAAAGCUAUAAUGCUACAGAAAAUAUCACAGUAUAUAGGGGAGCGAAUUUAUCGAAUGAUCAAAUCGAACAAUACCGAAACAACAUUGCCAAUGGUGCAGAACGACGAUACGCUCAGUUUCCAGCAUUCACAUCAUCCAAUCGAAGCCGCCCUAAAGCUGAACAGUUUGCUAAUAAUGCUCUCUUUAUUAUUGAGAUCAGUAGUUUCGAUGGGCGUGAUGUUUCACCAUACUCGAAUUUCGAUGAAGAAGAACAACAAAUCGAUCCUUAUUUCAGCUUUUACAUUCGAUCGUGCAACUCUAUCGAGCCCAAUAACACGUGGAAAAUACAUCUUCACUCUGCUUAG
Rotaria socialis is the source of this 540-nucleotide messenger RNA. Lineage: Eukaryota; Metazoa; Rotifera; Eurotatoria; Philodinida; Philodinidae. The record is from the annotation of a GenBank genome assembly.